AUGACCUUCGACGACGCAGCAGCCAAGGCCAACGGCACCAACGGCGAUGCCGCCAAGACCUCGUUCGCCGUCAAGGCCGGGCUCGCGCAGAUGCUCAAGGGCGGCGUCAUCAUGGACGUGACGGACGCGGCGCAGGCCCGCAUCGCCGAGGAGGCCGGCGCCUGCGCCGUCAUGGCCCUGGAGCGCGUCCCCGCCGACAUCCGCAAGGACGGCGGCGUCGCCCGCAUGUCGGACCCGGCCGUCAUCAAGGAGAUCCAGAACGCCGUCACGAUCCCCGUCAUGGCCAAGGCCCGCAUCGGCCACUUUGUCGAGUGCCAGAUCCUCGAGGCGCUCGGCGUCGACUACAUCGACGAGAGCGAGGUGCUCACGCCCGCCGACAAGGUCUACCACGUCGAGAAGGCCGGCUUCAAGGCCCCCUUCGUCUGCGGCUGCCGGAACCUCGGCGAGGCCCUGCGCAGGAUCGCCGAGGGCGCCGCCAUGAUCCGCACCAAGGGCGAGGCCGGCACCGGCGACGUCGUCGAGGCCGUCACCCACGUCAAGACCGUCACCGGCGACAUCGCGCGCGCCAAGGCCGUCCUCGAGACCGAGGGCGUCAUCGGCAUCCGCGCCAUGGCCCGCGAGAUCGGCGUCGACCCCGCCCUGCUCCAGCAGACCGCCGAGCUGGGCCGUCUCCCCGUCGUCAACUUCGCCGCCGGCGGCGUCGCCACCCCCGCCGACGCCGCGCUCAUGAUGCAGCUCGGCUGCGACGGCGUCUUCGUCGGCAGCGGCAUCUUCAAGUCGGGCGACCCGGCGAAGCGCGCCAAAGCCAUCGUGAGGGCGACGACCCACUACAAGGACGCCAAGGUGCUCGCCGAAUGCAGCGAGGGCCUCGGUGAGGCCAUGGUCGGCAUCAACUGCGACAGCCUGAAGCCCGAUGAGAAGCUUGCCACCCGCGGGUGGUAA
Molecule: messenger RNA, 942 nt
Organism: Colletotrichum navitas
Lineage: Eukaryota; Fungi; Ascomycota; Sordariomycetes; Glomerellales; Glomerellaceae
Product: pyridoxine biosynthesis protein
Exons: 1
Coding region: 1-942 (313 amino acids)
Biological process (GO): pyridoxine biosynthetic process; amino acid metabolic process; pyridoxal 5'-phosphate biosynthetic process
Molecular function (GO): amine-lyase activity
Source: RefSeq, a predicted model, not a curated record